Closterium sp. NIES-67 is the source of this 498-nucleotide messenger RNA. Lineage: Eukaryota; Viridiplantae; Streptophyta; Zygnematophyceae; Desmidiales; Closteriaceae. The record is from the annotation of a GenBank genome assembly.
GACCUGGACGAACUCAGUGGGGGCAAGUUCGGAGGCGAGGCUGUGGGUAAGAUCCCGGAGGACAUGAAGGCGGCCCUCACCUCUGCUCUGAAGCGCUAUUCGGCGUAUCUGGGCGCUUUCAAAGAGGAGGAGGGGUGGCUGCAGCGCAAGGUGAAGGAGGAGCUGGGCGGCGCACUGAUCACCGUGAAGCAGCGGUGCAGCGGACUUGAAGAGGAGUGGAACCAGAUUAGUCUGCUGGGCACAUCGGGCCUCUCUGGAUCGUACAUUGAGCAACGAGGACACUGAUUCCUACACAGGCCUGGAACUUGAGGCAAAGAGGCGGUGGAGGCUUUUGGGGAGAAGCUGGAGCUGCUGAGGCUGGACCUGGACGAACUCAGUGGGGGCAAGUUCGGAGGCGAGGCUGUGGGUAAGAUCCCGGAGGACAUGAAGGCGGCCCUCACCUCUGCUAUUCGGCGUAUCUGGGCGCUUUCAAAGAGGAGGAGGGGUGGCUGCAGCGCA